Molecule: messenger RNA, 2109 nt
Organism: Micropterus salmoides (largemouth bass)
Lineage: Eukaryota; Metazoa; Chordata; Actinopteri; Centrarchiformes; Centrarchidae
Exons: 4
Coding region: 1-2109 (702 amino acids)
Source: RefSeq, a predicted model, not a curated record
AUGUCGAGAGCUCAUCAGGUGUGGAGAAAUAUUACAGGAAAUGAUCCAGAGGCCAGUCGAAUGGAGCGGUCAAUUUUGCGAGCUAAACUACAGAUGGGGCUGCCCCCACCAGUAAGGAGCAAACUGGCAGAGGUGGUCCCCUUAGACACCCCCCUUCACGCCACGGGUCUAAACGGCCAGCCUCUCGCCAUCGUCACCCACCGCACUCCUCAGUUAUCUCUUCUCUCUUCCGGCAAUCACCACGAGUCCCUCGCCUUCCACCUGAUCUCUUCCCCUGCCGCCCCUCUGGUUCUUGGUCUCCCCUGGUUAUCCUCCCAUAACCCCUAUAUCGAUUGGUCGCGGGGGAAGAUCAGGAAUUGGAGUACUUCUUGCCAUUCCUCGUGCCUCCUGUCUGCCCGAGCCCCCGGUGAUCCGGUUCCCCCGGUCUCUCCUCCGCUCCCUCCCGACCUGUCCGGGGUCCCCGAUGUCUACCAUGAUCUGGCCCCGGUUUUUAGCAAGAACCUAGCUCUGUCACUACCCCCCCACCGCCCCUACGACUGCUCCAUAGACCUCCUCCCGGACGCUCCCCUCCCGUCCAGUCACCUGUACAAUCUGUCGCGACCGGAGAGGGAGUCUAUGGAGCAGUACAUUAAGGACUCCUUAGCCGCUGGCAUCAUUCGCCCUUCAUCCUCCCCUCUUGGGGCGGGUUUUUUUUUCGUAGCUAAGAAAGACAAGUCCCUCCGCCCUUGUAUCGAUUACCGGGGGCUCAACGCCAUUACCCUUUUGUCUGUUCGUGGUCGAGGUGGACGCCUCGGACGUGGGCGUCGGCGCCUGCCUCUCCCAGCGCUCCCCAAAGAUAACAAACUGCACCCUUGCGCCUUCUUCUCCCGCCGUCUCACCCCCACCGAACGAAAUUACACCGUGGGGGACCGAGAACUGCUGGCCGUUAAGCUGGCUUUAGAGGAAUGGAGGCACUGGCUUGAGGGGGCUAAACUCCCUUUCCUCGUCCUGACCGAUCAUAAGAAUCUCUCCUACAUCCAAACUGCUAAAAGAUUGAACUCCCGUCAAGCCCGGUGGGCCCUGUUUUUUGAUAGGUUCAACUUCUCCCUCUCCUACCGUCCUGGAUCCCGUAACACCAAGCCUGACGCUCUCUCCCGACUCCACUCCCCGGACGCUCCCCCGAACUCCCCGGACACCAUUCUGCCCCGCACCUGCCUCAUCGCCUCUAUUGUUUGGGAAGUUGAAUCCGCUGUUCGCCGCGCCCAGUCCACUGAACCCGGCCCUGGCCUCGAGCCUCCUAACCGCCUCUAUGUCCCGUCGAGUGUCCGCUCUCAGGUUCUCCAGUGGGCGCACGCCUCCAGAUUCAGUUGCCACCCCGGGAUGGCCCGCUUAAGCGCUCCUGGAUCCCUGCCAGUCAAAUCCUGGAUCCUUCCCUCCUGUCCGACUUCUACCGGGCUCACCCAGACAAACCGGGGGGUCCGCCUGGAGGCGUCCGUUGAGGGGGGGGGCCCCUGUCGCGGUGGCAGCCCGGCUGUCGGUGAGUGUCCUGUUUCUCCUUUCCCUCACAUUCUGGUUUCCCCUGUGCCUCCUCUCUCUCUCUGUGUGUGUGCUCUGUCCCUCCCUGCUCCGGAGCCCGGCUGGCUACCCACACCUGCACCUCGUUUACCUCCAUCCCCGGCCGCCGCACCUGCCAGCCAUCAGCCUCAUCACUGCCAGUAUAUCAACCCCGGCUUUCCACUCCACCCUCGCUCGAUCGUCGCAGCUCUUGACCUGGUUCACUCACCUCUGCCUCCCAGCUCGGCCAGCCGGGCUCGCUCGCCUGCCUCCUCCUCUCGCCGCCUCCACGACACCCCCCCGGCUUCUCCACUCGCACCCCGCCUGGCCCCCCGUCUCCGUGUCCUCACCUACCCCCCUAGCCUCCAGCCUUGUGCCCUCCGUUCCUCCAGCUUCUCGGUUCCCCGAGUCCUCGUCUGCCUCUCCCCCUCCUUCCACCUGCCCUCGCCUCGAGCCUGUUUUUUUCCCUCAAUAAACCUCUUUUUCACCCUCAGCGUUGCGUUUGGGUCCGUUCUGUCUCCCACCGUUACAAGAAGUUCCGGAUCCACAUACUUUGUUAGCCCAAAUUUCUCCUGA